AUGAACGUGGCGGGGAAGCAGCCGCCUCCAGCACCGCUUGAGCGCCCGGCCAGUCUCCUCGUCCCCACCUGGACUAAAACAGGUAUUGCAUUGUUAUAUGAUGAAGGGUCUGAAAAUGCCUAUGACAUCCAAUUGAAGCUUAUAAAAGAGGUACUAACAAUUCAAAAGCAAGAUGUCAUCUGCAUUAGUGGAAGUGAUCACAGCACAAAUCACAGAACUGUUACACUUCGUAGACAACCAGUUGGUGGCUUGGGCUUAAGUAUAAAGGGUGGUGCUGAGCACAAAGUCCCUGUCGUCAUAUCAAAAAUAUUUAAACACCAAGCAGCUGACCAAACAGGAAUGUUAUUUAUAGGAGAUGCACUAAUACAGGUUAAUGGCAUAAAUGUAGAAAGUGCUUCCCAUGAAGAAGUGGUACACCUACUGCGAAAUGCUGGCGAUGAAGUUACCAUCACUGUACAGUACCUCAGGGAAGCUCCAUCAUUUCUAAAGCUCCCGUUAGGUUCCCCUGGACCAUCCAGUGAUCAUAGCAGUGGAGCUUCCUCACCUCUCUUUGACAGUGGUUUACAUUUGAAUGGAAACUCAACUAACACAGCUCCAUCAUCGCCCUCCUCACCCAUAGCUAAUGAACCAAAAUAUGAGAAGCGCUGGCUAGACACCCUAUCAGUUCCUCUAUCGAUGGCUCGAAUCUCAAGAUACAAAGCCGGAACAGAUAAAUUAAGAUCUAAUGCAUUUGAAGUGCUUGCACUCGAUGGAGUUAGUACUGGGAUACUUCAGUUUUAUACAGCGCAGGAGUGUGCUGACUGGCUGAGAGCAUUAUCAACUAACAUCUCUGAUUUGACACUUCAAAAUAUGAAAAUGGCAAAUAAAUGCUGCUCUCUAUCAGACCAGAUUAUUCAUAUGGGCUGGGUGAAUGAAAGAUUCGAGGGAACUGAUUCAUCUCAACUCUACAAAUACAAGUUCCUGGCACUAAAGGGUUCAUCCUUCUACAUUUUCAGCACUCCACCGGUAAGCACACUAGACUGGGUACGAGCUGAAAAAAUCUAUCACCUCUGUGAGGUUCUAUUUAAAGUUCACAAGCUCUGGCUUGCUGAUGAUUGCUGGCUACAAGCAAACUUGUAUUUAGGUAUUCAUCAGGACUAUGAGCUUGAAGACCAGAGGCCAUAUUGUUUCAGUGUCAUGGUUGGACAUGGCAAGAGUCAUUAUUUUAAUGUAGAGCUUGGCAGUGAGUUGGCGGCAUGGGAAAAAUCAUUUCAAAGAGCAAUUUUCUUGGAAGUUCAAAGAACAGGGUCUAAAACAUAUAUGUGCAGCUGGCAAGGAGUAACCCUGUGUUUCACAGUUGACUUUGCCUUGGGAUUCACCUGUUUUGACAGUAAAACAAAGAAUGUGCUCUGGAGGUUUAAAUUCUCUCAGCUCAAGGGGUCUUCAGACGAUGGAAAAACAAGAGUAAAGCUUCUUUUUCAGAAUCUAGACACCAAACAAAUUGAGAUGAAGGAACUUGAAUUUCAGGAUCUGACAGCGGUUUUACACUGUAUUCACUCCUUUAUAGCAGCAAAGGUGGCAUCGCUUGAUCCAGUAUUUAUAGACAGCCAGUGCAUGGCAAGAAAAUACAUGUACAGUAACUGA
Messenger RNA from Terrapene triunguis (Three-toed box turtle), 1623 nucleotides. RefSeq names its product syntrophin gamma 2 (gene SNTG2). The record is from RefSeq and is a predicted model, not a curated record. Gene Ontology annotation, cellular component: dystrophin-associated glycoprotein complex; intracellular anatomical structure. Gene Ontology annotation, molecular function: structural molecule activity; protein binding. NCBI's taxonomy places the organism in Eukaryota, Metazoa, Chordata, Testudines, Emydidae. The transcript has 17 exons. Bases 1 to 1623 code for a protein of 540 amino acids.